AUGGCGGCGGCAACGCCUGACGAGAAGGCACACUGGCCUCAACCUAAUUUUGCGAACCCUGAAAACCGCCAUGGGCUCGUGAUUGGACUCACGGUGCCGACAAUGUUCGCCAUUCCCGUAUCAAUUUUCCCAUUGGUAUGCCUCAAUCUCGGACUCGGACUGCAUAUUUGGGACCAGAAGCCGGAAUGGCACACCCCAUACGCGAAGAUAAGCUACGCGGCCGAUAUCCUAUUUCCAUUGGCAUGUUCAUUAACCAAGAUCUCCUUGUGUUUGACAUACCUGCGAUUGUUUCCCAAUCGUUCGAACAAGAUAUUCUGCUACAGCAUGGUUACCUUUGUGACUAUGUACACAGUAGCAUGCUUCUUUCUAUCUCUAUUUCAAUGCCAACCUAUCCGUGGCUUUUGGAAUAGCGAUGUUAAGCAAAAAUGCAUCAACAUGCGACUUUCAUUUGUCGUUAUUGCCGCAUUGAACAGCUUUAGCGACUUUGUCAUCUAUUUGUGGCCUGCAAAACCUUUGUGGAGUCUGCAAUUGCCUAUCAAGCAGCGGCUUGGUCUCAUCUUCCUCUUCUCCAUCGGUCUCCUUGUUUGCAUCGCAGGUGUUCUCAGGAUGUACUUUCUUGAGAUGUACUUUGAAUCGUCUGACCUCAGCUGGACCGCUUCCCUUAUCUGGUGCGCCAUGAUCCUCGAAAUGAACAUGGGGAUCAUCUGCGGCAGUCUCUCUGGUGUAAAGCCCGUCAUGGCAGUAAUGUUUCCCGCUCUUUUCGGAAGCUCCUACAAAACGAGAAGCGGUGGCACACGACCAACAUAUGGGCGAACCGGUCGAUCGACUAGAAACGAGUCCUUUGCUUUCAAGCCACUUUCAGACCUCUCCAGCAAGUCUCGCGACCGGAGGAUCGAGGACGUCUCCAUCGACGCGAUCAACAAGCCCGAGGGCAAGGAGCACAGGAACUUCGCAUGGGCGAGUUCAAGCGGCAAGCUUGCGGCUGAUUCGAGCGUCCCUGCAAACGCGAUUGGAGUGCAGCAGGUCGUCACCGUUGAGGAAGAAGAUUCGGGUAAUAUGACACCGCAUAGUGAGAGGGACACCAGGGUAAAUGGUCUGUCGGACGCAGGGAGCGAAGAAUGGAUUAUAGAUACUCGCCCCAAGGCUCAUGGGACAUGAGAAAUGGAUAAAAACGG
Molecule: messenger RNA, 1175 nt
Organism: Cucurbitaria berberidis CBS 394.84
Lineage: Eukaryota; Fungi; Ascomycota; Dothideomycetes; Pleosporales; Cucurbitariaceae
Exons: 6
Coding region: 1-1158 (385 amino acids)
Source: RefSeq, a predicted model, not a curated record